CGGUCCCUCCGCCCCUAGGUCCCGCCACCACACACAGCCGGAGCUCGGACCAGGCGCCUGGCCCUCCUCCUCGCCCUUCGUCGCCCCUGUCGCCACCGCGAAGCCGGGAGCCGGCGGGAACCCAGCUCAUCAUGUCGGUCGCGCUCAGCAACAGGUUCCAAGGAGGGAAGGCGUUCGGCUUGCUCAAAGCCCGGCAGGAGAGGAGGCUGGCGGAGAUCAACCGGGAGUUUCUUUGUGACCAGAAGUACAGCGAUGAAGAGAACCUGCCAGAAAAGCUCGCAGCCUUCAAGGAGAAGUAUAUGGAGUUUGACCUGAACAAUGAAGGCGAGAUUGACCUGAUGUCUUUAAAGAGGAUGAUGGAGAAGCUUGGGGUCCCCAAGACCCACCUGGAGAUGAAGAAGAUGAUCUCAGAGGUGACAGGUGGGGUCAGCGACACCAUCUCCUACCGAGACUUUGUGAAUAUGAUGCUGGGGAAACGGUCAGCUGUUCUUAAGCUAGUCAUGAUGUUUGAAGGAAAAGCCAACGAGAGCAGCCCCAAGCCAGCUGGUCCCCCUCCAGAGAGAGACAUUGCCAGUCUGCCCUGAGGACCCCUGCUGGACCUGGACCUGCCCUGCCCUACCCUUUCCAGCUGCCCCACCCCUGUUCCUCCCCCCAGAUCUCCCUGGCCUUCUUGACUCAUUGUGAUUUGUCUUGUUUGUUUGGUCGUUGUGGGUUGGUUGGUUUGUUUUUUAUGGGACAGAAUCAGCGAUCUUUUUGUAAAGCACAAAUUAUCUGCCUUAAAGGGGCUUUGAUGGGGGGGAUCCUGAGCCUUCUCUCCCCUCUCCUGUGCAGAAGGGCUGACAUCCAACCCAAAAUUGUAAGGGAUGGGGACAGGGCAGUGAUGCUGGGAGCCUUUGUUCCCCAUCUUUGGAGCUGGCACUCUCUGUCUUUCCAGGUCUCUGAGCCAACCCCAGGCUUGCUGGCCUGGCAUUGGUGAGGAUCCCAGUUCACUUUCCGAAGGCCCUGGAGAAGGGACAAAGCUGCAGGCCCUCAUUAGGGUUCCUUCAGACAGCCCUGUGGUUACAGUGUUCUUAGGUUAGCCUGACCUCUAGGACACUGGCCUCUCAGUGCCCCAUCAUCCCAGCCGAUCUCCCCUCAGUCUGUGCCUCUUCUCAUCCUCAGUGAGGGUCCUCAAAGAGGUGAUGGAAGGAGUGAAGGAGAGGGGUUUGGCAGUUUGAGCCCUUUGAAGAAGGUACCAGAAAGAACCCCUCUGGCCUUGCCCCCAAGCAGUAGCCACACUUAUAUCAACAGCUUUGGGGGAGGGUGCAGCAUCACUGGCCCUUGCUGGGGCAGGAAAGGGCUUCAGAAAGAGAAGUGAGGCCAGGGGCUUUGGGGGAGGGGGUCAGCUCAGCCUAAUCCCACCUUUGAGGGAGGAUGCUAUAUAGGAUAAGAGAAUGAACAAUAAAAUACUCAUGGCAAAAAGUCUGCCCCACAACUAAGCCAAGAGCUGAGAAAUUGAAGGUUGCUUUUCUGAUCUCAAAUCUGCUUGAAACUUGACUACUUCCCUGAUUUGCCUUCCCACCCUACUCACACCAUUCAUUUACUCAUUCAUUCACUCAUUCAUCCAACAGAUAUUUAUUGACCACCUAUUAUAAGCUUUAAGUCCUCCCAUUUUAUCCUGACAUGCUGUGUUCACUGUCUCUCUAACUCCUCUCUCUUUCCAAAUCACCCAAAACCUUGAGCUUGGAAAUUCGAUUAGGGGCGUCUGUGUCCUGUUUUAUGGACUCACAGGAUUUAAGAAUCCAACUCAUCUUGUAGUUAGCUGAGCCAGUCCUCUUGUUUCACAAGUGAGUAAACUGUGGCGGUCCAUAAGGACUAAGUGCCUUGCCCCAAGUCAGGGAGUUAAUUUGGAGAUGGUCUCCUGAUUCCCUGCCUGUGCCUCAUGUCUGCCUCAGUUAGGGAAGAAAACAAGGGAAGGGGCAGGUAGGGGUGGUCUCCUAGGUCAAUGCUUGGGUAAGGCUUCUCUUCUCUGAAGGCCCUAUGUGAGGACUAACACUCCCCAGCACCUCAGAGUCAGCGUCAGAGUUUGCAUAAAGACCAGAUUGGCCUCUGCAGUUCUGCAUUCUGCGGAGCUUCCUGGCCGAGUCUUGGAGAACUGCUUCUCAGAACUCACACAGAUAAGUGUCAGACUUGUCCCCUUCUGGGCUGAGCAAGUGCUUCAGCCUUGACCCCUCUUGUGUCCUGGAGUCCUUUACUCCUUCCUGUGCAGGACUUAGACAUACUCAUUCAUUUAACAUGUUUAUUAAGUACCUGCUAUGGGCCAAGAACUGAGAAUCCAGCAGUGAAAUAGGAUGGACUCACAGAAGUUAGAGUUUAGAGUCAGACGCAGAUGAUGAUGAAUAAGAUGAUGUUAGGCAAGGGGUGAGGGUGGGAAAUAGAGGGGUGGCUGCCCUGUAAUAGUGGGGUGCCUAGCCAGGCCUAAGACUGGGCAAGAGUCUUGGAGAAGCCUUUGCAAAACCUUAAGUGGAAAGAUCUGGGGGCUGUUGGAGGUUGGACUCCUUGCAGGCUCCUAAGUGACGAUAAUCAAGGGUCCAAGGUGCUGCCCCCACACCUUGAGGGGGUAAAGCAUGUGGAGGUUUGAGAAAUGGCCAGGUUGGAUUAGUCUGCUGGUCUCAACCAGUUUAGGAGCAAGACUAUUUGGUCAUGACUGGCUGAUCUUCAGCCUAAGAAACUGCUUCAAAUGCAUAGGCCUAGUUGAAUAUUAAACCCCAGCAAAACAUUUGUCCCUGUAAAUGUAAAAUCCUACUCCCCACAUACUCCCUGGCUUUUUCUGUUUCCCAUGAGAUCAUUAGAUUAGUAACUGCCUGUCCUCACCCUUCCCACUACCUCUCCUCUCUGGGACAGGCUGGGACCUUUGAACAAGGUAAAGCCUCCCUUGACUACCCAUUAUAUUCAGUGUUCCUGUUCCUUACUCAGAGAGGAAGAUAGAAACAACCUGACUUAUUUCAGUGGGUUCCAUAGAUUACACGACCAUAGGAAGCCUCCUUAUGGAAGGAGAGCAAGCAGGUGUGUCCCUGGCUCCUGGAAAGGGUGGGAAAGAGGGUUCUCUUAUUGGAUGGGGGAUAUCCUGGGAAACCUCACCAGUUCCUUUACCACUUCUUUGAACCCAAUCCUUGAGGGGAGAGGGUCUCAAGAGUGGUCCCUGGGAAAGGGGAUCUGUAUGUAUUCCAGGUUGUGGCUAUUAGCUCUAGGACUCUUACUUCUCUUGGUAAGGGCUCAGCUUGAGACCUCAGCUGUCUUAUUUCUAAAAGACCAAAUCUAACUGUAAUGUAACCAGCAACUUGGGGACUGCCAAUUAUGGUUUAGUCUCUAUGACUCAAAAGGAAGGAGUUUGUCGGGCAAAUUCAAGCGGAUGAAGUAUGUGUGCGUGUGUGCAUGUGAGUGUGUGUGGUGUGGGAAUAUCAUUUCUACAGAUUGGGAAUAAACCAGACAAACUUA
This is a messenger RNA of Choloepus didactylus (southern two-toed sloth), 3477 nucleotides long. It is a transcript of the gene AIF1L, whose product is annotated as allograft inflammatory factor 1 like. Gene Ontology annotation, biological process: ruffle assembly; actin filament bundle assembly. Gene Ontology annotation, molecular function: calcium ion binding; actin filament binding. The coding region runs from base 132 to 584 and encodes 150 amino acids. The record is from RefSeq and is a predicted model, not a curated record. Lineage: Eukaryota; Metazoa; Chordata; Mammalia; Pilosa; Megalonychidae. Gene Ontology annotation, cellular component: actin filament; ruffle membrane. The transcript is spliced from 6 exons.